AUGGAGACAGUGGAAGGAGCUGACCUCUGUGCUCCACAACUUCUCAACACCUCCUGCAAGAAGCCAAAGCAGCCUCCCACUGAGGCCAUGGUCAUUUACACAGUGCCGUCCUUCAUCUCUGUGCUCACUGUGCUUCUCAACCUGCUCGUCAUCAUCGCCAUCUCACACUUCAGGCAGCUUCACAGUUUGACUAACCUCCUCCUCCUCUCCCUGGCUGGUUCUGACCUCCUUGUGGGCCUCUUGCUGAUGGCGGUGGAAAUCAUCUACAUAGAGGCUUGCUGGUUUCUAGGUGACCUUGUGUGUACUCUGUAUUAUGUGUUGGACUACCUCAUUGCUUCUGCAUCUGUGGCUAACAUGGUUCUGAUAUCACUGGACCGAUUUGUGGCGAUCUGUGACCCUGUGAAGUACCACCUCAGAGUCACCCAGCGAAGGGUACAACUGGCUGUGAUUGUCUGUUGGAUUUGUUGCAUCUUCUACUUUGCCCUCCUUUUACAUGAUCAUCUGCUUCACCCGGGAAAGUCCAACACCUGUUUUGGACAGUGUGUGGUUGUCAUUGAUCACAUUGCUGGAAUUGUUGAUCUGGUUAUCACCUUUAUUAUUCCCAUAAGUGUCAUUGUGGUUCUGUACCUGAGAGUAUUUGUGGUGGCUGUUAUUCAGGUGAGAGCCAUAUGCUCCCAUGUCAUGGCUGCCAAGCUGCAGCAUUCAAGGAAUGUGUUUGCCAAGAAAUCUGAGCUGAAAGCAGCCUGGACACUUGGCAUUGUGGUCAUUGUGUUUUUAAUUUGCUUCUGUCCUUACCACAUACCUGCUUUUGCAGGCCAGGAUACAGCCAUCGAUGCUUCAUCUGCAGCCUUUGAGAUUUGGUUGGCACAUUUUAACUCCUACCUGAAUCCAAUCAUUUAUGUGUUUUGUUACCCCUGGUUUAGAAAAUCUGUGAAACUCAUUGCUACACUUCAGAUCCUGAAGCCUGACUCACGCUACGCAAAAGUGCUUUAA
Thalassophryne amazonica is the source of this 993-nucleotide messenger RNA. Its product is annotated as trace amine-associated receptor 13c-like. Gene Ontology annotation, molecular function: trace-amine receptor activity. The coding region runs from base 1 to 993 and encodes 330 amino acids. The record is from RefSeq and is a predicted model, not a curated record. Gene Ontology annotation, biological process: G protein-coupled receptor signaling pathway. Gene Ontology annotation, cellular component: membrane. The transcript is spliced from 2 exons. NCBI's taxonomy places the organism in Eukaryota, Metazoa, Chordata, Actinopteri, Batrachoidiformes, Batrachoididae.